Messenger RNA from Solanum lycopersicum (tomato), 1358 nucleotides. RefSeq lists its product as uncharacterized. NCBI's taxonomy places the organism in Eukaryota, Viridiplantae, Streptophyta, Magnoliopsida, Solanales, Solanaceae. The record is from RefSeq and is a predicted model, not a curated record.
AAAUACCCUUUGAAACAAACUCUUUUCGAAAAUCAACCUUUUUUCGAUAAAACAUCAUGAUUACAUUCAAAAUUCAAUUAAUUUCUCAUUAAUCAUUAGGGUAACAUUGAAAACUUGUAAAGAAGAAAUUAACUCAUGUAUUUUUCUCUAGUCUCUAAAGAUUUUAAAUUAGUUUCAUGAUUACAUACUAUAAUAUUCAAUUACAUUAUAAAAAUUAAAAAAUAACACUUGUCAUCACUUUUUAUAUGCAGUUUCUAUUGGUAUGGGGCUCAAAUAUAUCGAUAUUUAUUUUUUUCAUCCCAAUUUAUACAUUUUUAAACAUUAUCGAAAUUAUGAUGAUUAUAUAAAAAAUGAAAAAAAUGUGGCAAAAAACUAUUUUUUUCUUCGACUCCACAUGGAAUCGUACUAAUUUGAAAUAUUAAACAAACGUAUCUACCUACCCAUAUGUCUGCAAAAAUAUAAUUUUAAUUUUUUCCCCAAAUUUUUGCUACUCAAAAAGAACAACUUUUAAUCGGCGGCGACUGUGAUCCGCCGGAAAAUCUUCUGCCGGCUAAGUAUGUUGUCAUCUACAUUGAAACCAGUAGUGGGUUCACUUCCUACAGUGUCAGAACCAAAUGGCUCUCAAACAAGAUCAGCACCUUCAUUAGCAAUGUUGAAGUUGAACAAAACUAUCUUUUCUCCUCUUCAGUUGACAGGCAACGGAAAGGAGUUACCUCGGCAGGAGACAACCGCAACUGCUGUUUCAAGAAGAGAAUUGGUAGGUUUGGCAGCUACAACAUUAGGUGGACUUGCCCUUUUCGCUGCAGAACCUGCUGAGGCAGUUGAAGUAGCUGAUAUCGGGAACUCAAUCAAGGAGUUGUUUGGAUUUCUCAAAGGCAAGCCAAAAACAGGAGCUGACAACGAAAAUAAACCAAAGAGCGAAACUGAUGAGAAGAAGCCAAAAAUAGAAACCCAUGGAAACAAACCAAAGAUUGAAGCUGAUGAAAAGAAGUCAAAAGUUGAUAACCAUGGAAACAAACCAAAGGUUGAAGUUGAUGAAAAGAAGCCAAAAAAUGAAGACGAUAAGAAGGCGGCAUCAACCCCUCAUCACUCAGAGAAGGAAAAAGUGUCAUCUUCUUCUGCUGAUGCACCAGCCCUUCCCAGCAUUUUGAACAACACAGUUACCUAACUUCUCAUUUACAAAUGCUGUUGUGCUCAGAUACAUUUUCAAGAAACUUGACAAUCUUUUCUAAUGCUACAAUUCAUUGUUGCUAAACUCAUGUCUAAAUGAAACCUUAGACAAGGUUUGUAUAGUUCAAUGAGUUAAAUGUCAAGACUAUUGAAGUACUUUCAUUUCAAAGAUUUUCAUUUUAUAUGUC